Molecule: messenger RNA, 2902 nt
Organism: Diorhabda carinulata
Lineage: Eukaryota; Metazoa; Arthropoda; Insecta; Coleoptera; Chrysomelidae
Product: transcription factor Sox-14-like
Exons: 2
Coding region: 188-892 (234 amino acids)
Biological process (GO): anatomical structure morphogenesis; regulation of DNA-templated transcription; cell differentiation
Molecular function (GO): DNA-binding transcription factor activity, RNA polymerase II-specific; RNA polymerase II cis-regulatory region sequence-specific DNA binding
Source: RefSeq, a predicted model, not a curated record
GUUUAUAUCAGUCUAUCAUUCAGACCAUUCGCGUAUGAGCACCACAAGUGAUAAUAAUCAUCGAGAUAUUCCGAUCCCUCUUUCGAAAUAUCAUGUCACCAUCGUAAAAAGUUAACAAACUUUAACGGUAAUAUUAAUAAUUAAAAACGGUCAGUAAAUUUUAAGUAUAUCGGUUGAAUUUGAAAACAUGUCUUCGCCUAAACCUCUUAAUCAAGAGCAUAUCAAAAGGCCUAUGAACGCCUUUAUGGUGUGGUCCAGGGGUCAGAGAAGGAAAAUGGCUCAAGAAAAUCCUAAAAUGCAUAAUUCCGAAAUUUCUAAAAGACUCGGAGCUGAGUGGAAAUUGUUGAGUGAAAGUGAGAAGAGACCGUUCAUUGAUGAAGCUAAAAGAUUAAGGGCUCUUCACAUGAAAGAACAUCCAGACUACAAAUACCGUCCACGAAGGAAACCAAAACCAUUGAUGAAAAAAGAACCAAAAUUUGGUUUCUCGAUCUCACCACUGUUAUCUCACUCCCAACUUGAUAAUUCGUCACUUUCGCGUUCAUUAAUGCCUCCAAUAUCAACCGCCACAGGUCUACCUCCCUUCGAUCACGAACAUCUAAAGCUUUCAAGAACCCUAUUUCCACCACUGCCUUACCUUUAUCAUCCAUUCCGUCAUCCAGAUGAAUCCAAAUUUGCAGCAGAGCUUGCGUUGCUUUACAGUAACAGUCCGAUAUAUCCUCCUGGUUUGAACUGGCCGAUAACGAACAAUGUGAACAGCAGUGUACCCUGUAAUAUAUGCCCUCCUACAUUUCCUAGAAGAUCGCCUAGUCCAGAAAGCAUCAAAAGGCCGGUUUGUGUAAUAAUGAAGAAUGAUGAAUUCAGAAACGAACCACUUCCUGCUCAUGUUAUAUGAAAACCACUACCGGUUCUACCGGAAAGGUUGAACCUAGGAACUUGGUUUAGUGAUAUCUCGAAUCUAGCGACGUCGAGUGCUACUGGAACCUCUUCAGGUAUAGCUGAAUAUAGAGAUAGUCCGUCUGGAAGAGACAGUAACAGUCCAUGUGACUUAAGUGAAAAAAAUGUUAGAUAUCAUAACUGAACUGUAAAAAUAGCUCUUUUUCGAAUUAAUUAGCAAUUCAUCUAGAUCUGUUUAGCGAUGAAUAAUGUUUCAUAGUUACCUUAAAAUUAUGUUCUGAGAAACUCAAUAAAUAAAAUCACAUUCAAGAAAACAGAUUUUCAGGAAAAAUUAUUGUUUAUACCUAUGUAUGCUUUUUUUACUGCACAAUCUAAACACGUUGUUUCGAAUUUCUGUUCAAUUACAAUUUAGUUCACAUGUAAGUAGAAAACUUAGAUGUUUUUAUACUCAUUCAGAUAUAAGGUUGGCUCAAAUUGUGUAAAGAGGGACAAAGUUGAUAACAAAUUUUGGAAAAACAGAAAGUGAUAAAUAUUAUUUCGAUUUCCAAAUAGAAAUCCAGAAAAAGGAUAUGAAAAUGUAAUUUUAUCAUCGUGUAUUCUUUGAAACUUUUUAAUCACUGUUUUUGUUUUCAUACUCUCUUUGAAGUUUCCAUCUGUAUUUUAAAAUGAACAUUAUAAACCAGGAAAAUUUUUUAAAAUAAUCAAUUAUUUGGAAAAAAAGAUCUGGACUUGAUUGAUAAAUCUUAUUUAUAGUAAAUAAUACAUAUUACCUAUCAAAAUUAUUAUGAAUGUAAAAAAAAGUGUUUGUCUAGAAUCUCUAAAUUGUUUUUUGUAAAAAAUUAUCAAUUUUGUACAUAACUAAAAAGUAGUGUCGAUUCUAUUGGAUCCAGUUUAUUAAGCAAUUUCAUUUGGUAUAUUACUUCUGCAAUAGUACAAAUUAUUUUUAAUAUUUUUAUGAUUAAUUGCGGAAAAAAGUCUGAUAAAUAUUAUAUAUCUCUAUUUCAAAAUAAAAUCCUAAAACAUCUUCCUACCUAUUCAAGUAUGGCCAAAAGUGGACUUUUGUUUCAUCACUCUUUUAAAUAAUACCGAAAAAUAUUUCCAUUGAAUAUAUUAGUCCCUUCAAAUAUUUAUUUUAUAUUAUCCUAUGAAUAGAUAUGAACAGAUUUCAUUUAAGACAUCUUCGAAUCCAACUUCCUAAUAUAAUUGUAGAUACAGAUUAUAUGCAUAAAAUGGACGAUCUUCUAUAUAUUAUUCGUCGGCUAGGUUUGAAAUUAGCCUAAGAUUGACAGAGCACGGUCUACAUUUUGUAAUUACUCCAGCAACAACUUUUUUACUGUUUUGACCACAUUCUGACUAUUCUUUUGUAGACGACGCUACAACAACGCGGUAGAAAUAUUUAAAACGGUGAAUCGUGAUUCUGUCUGUUCUUUUACAAAUAAAUAAAAUUACUGUGUCAACUUAAAAUCGUGUACCGAUCGACAGUCGCGAAAACAUAGAUGUCCAUUUUGACCUUUAUAACAGCACAGCAUUUUUUAUUUUGUACUGCACAUAAAAAAAGUAGCUAUCAGAUUUCUUCCAACCAAUGAAAUGAAUUCUAUCAUCUACAAAUCAACCAGUUUUCUUUGAAAAAUGUUUGCACAUUUCGAAAGUAAAACAUCCUGAAACGUUCUAACAAUGCUUACUAACAAAAAUAUUGAGACUUUUUAUCAAUUUAUCGCAAAAAAAAUGUUAAAUUUUGUGAAUCUUCAGAGAUUGAUGUUAUCAGGCUUUAUUCCUAAAAUAAAAUAUUCUGUGCCAUGUUGUUAAAUGGGACGGUGCAAUUUUAUACAUUUAGUGUAUUGUUACAAACGUUUCUUUCCAAUUUUUUGUACUAUGCUUAGUAAUGAAUGUAAAAAUUCUUGUUAAUGACUAUAAUUUGUUCGAUAUUAUGUAAAUAGUUGAUUACAUUGUUGGCAAUUUUUAUUUCAGUGUGUUUUACCAUUUCUAAAUAAAUGUAACUGAACUGUUA